Messenger RNA from Myripristis murdjan (pinecone soldierfish), 5556 nucleotides. It is a transcript of the gene asap2a, whose product is annotated as ArfGAP with SH3 domain, ankyrin repeat and PH domain 2a. Lineage: Eukaryota; Metazoa; Chordata; Actinopteri; Holocentriformes; Holocentridae. The record is from RefSeq and is a predicted model, not a curated record. Gene Ontology annotation, molecular function: protein binding; GTPase activator activity. Gene Ontology annotation, biological process: positive regulation of GTPase activity. Gene Ontology annotation, cellular component: cytoplasm. The transcript is spliced from 29 exons. The coding region runs from base 471 to 3461 and encodes 996 amino acids.
CGCCUAGUUGUUGUUUCCUCAGGCUCAGGAAGGGAAGUUAACCCCGCUCAGUCGGAGGAACACCCGACACAGGAGAGAGAUAGAGAGAGAGAGGGGCUUUGCCGAGGAGGAAGAGCAAUUGUUUUUGUCUGCAAUUAGAGGACGACCUACUGAAUGAAUGGAAAAGAAGUAGUAAGCUGAGGAGGGACACACACACACCACCUUCCAACACAGCGGCACCGUGUGAGCGGCAACGCUGUAACUACUCGAGCCAGCGUGCAACAUUGCCGCACUGGAUCUGUGUUGAAAGGCAACAAGGGAAUGACAUAAACAUACCUAGCUAUGGUUCACUUGCGGGAACCUUCAGAGACUCUGCUCUUUUGAACUUUUCCUUUCCUAAAACUGUACUGCCGCGGGGAUUAAGAGACGUGGUUCUUGUCCAUCAUUAUCUUCAACAUCUUCCUCUUCUUCUUUUUUGUAAGGGAUUAAUUAUGCCGGACCAAAUAUCAGUUUCAGAGUUUGUGGCAGAGACGAAUGAAGAUUAUAAAUCGCCGACUGCCUCCAACUUCACCACCAGAAUGUCUCACUGUAGGAAUACUGUGGCUGCUUUGGAGGAGGCUCUGGAUGUGGACCGCAGCGUUCUGUACAAGAUGAAGAAGUCCGUGAAGGCCAUCUACACGUCGGGUCUGGCUCACGUGGAGAACGAGGAGCAGUACACACAGGCCCUGGAGAAGUUUGGAGAGAACUGCGUGUACAGAGAUGAUCCUGACCUGGGAUCUGCCUUCCUCAAGUUCUCUGUCUUCACCAAGGAGCUCACCGCACUCUUUAAAAACCUGUUUCAGAACAUGAACAACAUCAUCACCUUUCCUCUGGACAGCCUGCUGAAAGGAGACCUGAAGGGAGUCAAAGGGGAUCUGAAAAAGCCUUUUGAUAAAGCCUGGAAGGACUAUGAAACAAAAGUCACCAAGAUAGAGAAGGAGAAGAAGGAGCACGCCAGGCAGCACGGGAUGAUCAGGACGGAAAUCAGCGGGGCGGAGAUCGCAGAGGAGAUGGAGAAGGAGAGGAGGUUCUUCCAGCUGCAGAUGUGUGAGUACCUCCUCAAAGUGAAUGAGAUCAAGAUCAAGAAGGGGGUGGACCUGCUGCAGAACCUCAUCAAGUACUUUCACGCACAGUGCAAUUUCUUUCAGGACGGCCUGAAGGCGGUGGAUAACCUGAAGCCCUCCAUAGAGAAACUGGCCUCAGAUCUGCACACGAUAAAGCAGGUGCAGGAUGAGGAGAGGAAGCAGCUGUCUCAGCUACGAGACGUCCUCAAAUCAGCACUACAGGUGGAGCAGAAGGAGUCUAGGAGAGAUUCCCAGGUGCGGCAGAGCGCCACCUACAGCCUCCACCAGCCGCAGGGCAACAAGGAGCACGGCACCGAGCGCAGCGGGCACCUCUACAAGAAGAGUGAUGGGUUGAGAAAAGUGUGGCAGAAGAGAAAGUGCACAGUAAAGAACGGAUACCUCACCAUCUCACACGGCACACCCAACCGGCCGCCGGCUAAACUCAACCUGCUCACCUGCCAGGUGAAACAUAAUCCCGAAGAAAAGAAGAGCUUUGACCUCAUAUCCCAUGACAGAACGUAUCACUUUCAGGCCGAGGACGAUCCUGACUGUCAGAUUUGGAUCUCGGUGCUGCAGAACAGUAAGGAGGAGGCGUUGAACCAGGCCUUCAAGGGCGACCAGCACGUCGGGGAGAACAACAUCGUGCAGGAGCUGACCAAGGCCAUCCUGGGAGAGGUCAAGAGGAUGACAGGCAACGACGUGUGCUGCGACUGCGGGGCACCCAACCCGACGUGGCUGUCCACCAAUCUGGGCAUCCUGACCUGUAUUGAAUGCUCUGGGAUCCACAGGGAGCUGGGGGUGCACUACUCCAGGAUCCAGUCCCUCACCCUGGAUGUACUCAGCACCUCAGAGCUCUUGCUGGCCAAGAAUGUGGGGAAUGCAGGCUUUAAUGAAAUCAUGGAGGCCUGUCUAAGUGCUGAAAAUGUGGUCAAACCCAACCCUGCCAGUGACAUGCAGGCGAGGAAGGACUUCAUCACAGCCAAGUACACGGAGAAGCGCUUCGCCAGGAAGAAGUGUCCCGACGCGACGUCCAGGCUGCACACGCUGUGCGACGCCGUGAAGGCCCGCGACAUCUUCUCCCUCAUCCAGGUCUACGCCGAGGGAGUCGACCUCAUGGAGCCCAUCCCUCUCGCCAACGGACACGAACAAGGGGAGACAGCGUUGCAUCUGGCAGUCAGGCUGGUGGAUAGAACGUCUCUUCACAUCGUAGACUUCCUCACUCAGAACAGUGUGAAUCUGGAUAAGCAGACGGCCAAAGGCAGCACGGCGCUGCACUACUGCUGCCUGACUGACAACAGCGAGUGUCUGAAGCUGCUGCUGCGCGGCAAGGCCUCCAUAGAGAUCGCUAAUGAGGCUGGAGAGACACCACUGGACAUUGCGAGGAGGCUGAAGCACCUACAGUGUGAGGAGCUGCUGAACCAAGCGCUGGCAGGGAAAUUCAACGCCCACGUCCAUGUCGAGUAUGAAUGGUGCCUGCAGCAUGAGGACCUGGAUGAGAGUGACGAGGAUCUGGAUGAGAAGCCCAGCCCUCAUCGUAGAGAGGAGCGUCCGGUCAGCUGCUACACUCCGGGCAGUAACUCCCACCUGCAGCCCAGCCCCGCCUCCCUGGCCCGUGACAACAUCAACCUGGCCAAGGACAAGCAGCGCACCUACAUGCCCAACCUGGUCAACAACGAGACCUACGGCACCAUCCUCAACACCAACCCGCCUCAGCCCGGCCUGCCCGCCACCACCUCCGCGCCGCCCCUGCCUCCGAGGAAUUUGGUCCAGUUAUCCGGUCUGGGAGGGAUCGGCCAGUCUUCAGCGUCCUCCAGCUGGAAGCCUGGCUCUUUAGACCUGGUUGGGCGACAGAGGUCAUCCUCUGACCCCCCCAACAUGCACCCACCUGUUCCCCCCAUGAGACUCACCUCGACUGGAGGUCUGGCCCCUCCUCCUGUGGCGAAGACGGUGAGUGUGAUGGAGGCCAUGGGCAUGCAGUCCAAGUCGGGCCAGGGGCCGAGCGGCCCGUCAGGGUCCAGAGCGGUGCCACCCAAGUCUCCUGCAGGCAAUGAUAAAAGCUUCGGCCGAGGACCUCUGAAUCGAACAGGAUCCAUUGAAAGACCAGCUAAGGAAGUGCCAGGAUGUCCCCAGAACUCCAUAGGUCAGUCUCUGCCUCCGGCCCCCAUGCCAAGGAAAGCCUAUCCCAAGCAGAGGCCGAAGCGAGUGAAAGCCAUCUAUAACUGUGUAGCGGACAACCCGGAUGAGCUCACUUUCUCGGAGGGUGAGGUGAUCGUGGUGGAUGGAGAAGAGGACCAGGAGUGGUGGCUGGGCCACAUUGAAGGUGAACCAAAGAGAAGAGGAGCUUUCCCGGUUACAUUUGUACACUUCAUUGCUGACUGAAAGGUCACUCCGGAUCGCAGGAAGUGACCCAGGACAGCAGAGGCACUCCCUCACCCUCCUGUCUCUGUCAGUUUGCGAAACACUGGCAGCAAACAUCCUCACCAUCUUUGGAAUCAGCACCGUCAUCUUCUUUAGCAUCAUCAGAGAGCUUGACCCGUACAGAGCAAGUGUCAGCGCCGUGUCAUGAUCUCCGCCGCAGCUCUGUACGGACGUUGUCAUGCCAACAGUAACUGACUCACUCCGGGACGUCCCGGUGCAACUCCUUACAGCCAGUAGCCCCAUGGACUCCUGGGAUUGUAUGUGGUUUUAAUGCUUGUUGUUCAUAUCGAUUCUGACAAGGACUAUUAAGAUUUAAAAAAAUGAUUGUAGUGAAUGACCUCUUGCAAUAAAUGCACUUUCCACGUCUUUAUCCUGGUUCCAACAUAAGACAACAUAUUUGACAUGAUGAAGGUUGUACUUACAGUGUUCAUUUCAGUCAUUUUCUGUCCAGGUGCAUUGUACAUAGAGACCUUAAGGUGACAGUACAGAGAAGAUUACGGCAAUGUAUUUUAACUCACUAAUAAGUGUAAAUGUGAAUAUAGUCAACAUGCUUACAUUCCACCUCUGUGCAUGAGCGAUGUAAAUGACCUACCUGCUUCUAGGUGCAACAUGUGAGCUCUGUAGUGGGCCUCCUGUGCCGAGGCAGACGUUUCCUAAUGGUGCUAACCCAGGAAUAUGCUAGAAGCUGCACCCAAGGGAGCGCUUCCCUGUCCCCGAUUCAAAGACCGACUGGCAUCGAAAAGGGGGAUGCUGCAUGUAAAAAUAGCCUUCAACUCAGCACACCUGGGAGAACCCACUCUCCGUUUGUGUGUGUGUGUGUGUGUGUGUGUGUGUGUGUAUGUGUGUGCGUGCGUGCAUGUAUGUCUGUGUGUCUCCAUGUGAAUGACAGCAAUAGAGCUGCAAUUGAACUCAAUGUCACGUCUCCUCUGUGAAUGCUCUGUUCUGUUAUUUUCUGCCACACACACUAGUUCUGCCCACACUGUUUUAGUGUGGAGGAUAAGGUUCAGUAGCAACACACUGUCUAGCUCUUCCUCCCUUACUAUUUUAAGUCAAGUGAUGAUGCUGACUGGCACUGCGACAGUUUGUAAUUACCUUUUGUUGAGCCCGUCUGUCUUCUCUUGCGGCUGGCGUUUCCGCUUCUCACCUCAGACUGUGUCUCCGCCUGUCAUCUGCCUUAUUAGAGGAGCAGAGUGUGUUUGUGUGUGUCUUGUCUUCGAGGUAUGAGCUGAGCAGUAGAAAAUAUUGAACUUAGAGGAAAUAAGAUGAAAAAGAUAGCAUGGGAAUGUGAUGAGAAAACUCAGCGCCCACAUGGUGAAUUCUGGGUUUCUCUCUCUUGCCUCUGAGAGCUAAUACAUUCUGAGAAACUAGUUUUCUGUUCGCAAAUGAGCCCGAAUCGAUUUAUAUUUCUGACACUCUCUAUACAUCCACGCAUAGAGAAAGGAACACCCUUCUGAGCUUAAGCCUAUCCUGCACCUGUACAUCUCCAGGGUCCUAUAAUCUAGAAAGAUGAGUUUAUCCAUAGUGUUACGAAAUUAUACUUAUAGAGCAUUCUAUGUAAUUAAUUGAUAUUGGUUGCAGAGCAACUCCUCUCUGUUUAUAUAGAUAUGUUGAUAUGUAGGCAUUUAACCUGAAACAAGAGCCUUCCAUGGCUUUGUGAAUGACAAGAAGAGAAGCAUGUGAAUCCUACACGACACACACUCUUCAUUAUCUUUAAUAUUAACUCACUGGAAACAGGAAGGUUUGAUCAUCUAUACAUGUAAAUACAUUUGGAUUUGUUUUUGUUUGUUGAUAUUUAAGUGUAAAAAGAAGAGUUAACCUUGGCAGUAAAUGUCUUUUAAUGCACUGUGGUGAUGAGCAGUUACCGGAUGUGACCUCAGCUGGACCUGUGUGUGUUGAAAACACAACUAGCUUACACACACAGACACACACACACGCACAACUGGGAAAAUAAACACAAUUCAUGCUCAUUAACUGUGGAUCACUGCAUUGACUCUUAAUUCUAUUGUGCAAAUAAAUGGGAAACUGAAACUGGAAUAAUAAAAUAUGAAAUAAUAAA